Molecule: messenger RNA, 558 nt
Organism: Trichobilharzia szidati
Lineage: Eukaryota; Metazoa; Platyhelminthes; Trematoda; Strigeidida; Schistosomatidae
Source: the annotation of a GenBank genome assembly
AAAUCUUUCCCAAAGAUCAAUUAUGGGUGGUUUUAGAAUCUUCCUUUUGUGGUGUACCCCUUGAGGAUAAUAUUCCCCCCUGUCCCUGUGCCAGAGUCUCCCUUCUGCUGCAAGUGGGAUUUUCUCUAGCAGUAGCAGAACGAGAAUUAAAGUUCGAGCACAGAGACCUACAUUGGGGGAAUGUUUUGCUCAAUGAAAAUUAUAUAUUCCCUCUUGCAAAUAAGUCGACAAUGUCGUCGACGUUGUUAUCCUCUUCUUCUUCCGCCUCCUCCUCCUCCUCCCGCUCCAUCUCCUUGUGUACAUCCUCAAGAAAUUCUUGCAAAUAUUGUUCUUAUCUGGACAAUAUGGAUGGAGUGGAACAAGAAGAAGGAUCUGAUAAGGAAAAUAAGAGACAUGUCAUUAAUGAAGAAGAACAAGAAGACGCUGAUGACAAAGAAUUGCACAUUAAUAAUAAUAAUAAAUACGUACAAUUUCGUCUGAAUGAUCAGGCGAUCAGUGUUCCGAAAUGCGGUUGCACAGUAUACCUCAUAGACUUUACCAUGUCUCGUUUAGAACAAG